Messenger RNA from Amphibalanus amphitrite, 1393 nucleotides. RefSeq names its product metaxin-2-like. Lineage: Eukaryota; Metazoa; Arthropoda; Thecostraca; Balanomorpha; Balanidae. The coding region runs from base 212 to 997 and encodes 261 amino acids. Gene Ontology annotation, biological process: mitochondrion organization. The record is from RefSeq and is a predicted model, not a curated record. Gene Ontology annotation, cellular component: SAM complex. The transcript is spliced from 6 exons.
ACAUAAACCUCAAUUCUGGCGCGCGUGCUACAGAAAUUGGCGAAAAUGUUUGGCGAACUUUGUGUGGAUUUGGGAGCGAAUUGUAGAAAUAAUUGGAAAUAUUUUUAGUUGUUACUCUCAUUUCAAGAGGAGCUAUCCAGCUUUUUUGUCCUGAGGUUGAAAUCUGUACGUAUUUCAAACAAUUAUCUGGGAUUACAUUUCUCAUGCCACGAUGCCGACAGCGCUGACGGAGUGUCUUUCCAUCGAGAUGGCGGCGUCGGAGCCCUGGGCCCCGGACGCCGUCCUCUAUACACCCUACAUCACAGAACAGAUCCUUUUGGCCGAUAGCGCCCAGUGUGUGGCCGUCCAGGCGUUCCUGCGCAUGUGUAACCUCGAGUACACGGUCGAGCAGCGGGCCAACGCCGAGAACAUGUCUCCCUCCGGCCGCGUGCCGCUGCUCAGGUGCGGCAAAUUCGUCAUCUCCGAGUUCGACCCGAUCGUGGCGUUUGUCACCAAGAAGGGCGUCGUGCUGAAUAGCUUGGACAGCAAGCAGCAGGCGGACAUGCAGGCAUUCAUAUCGCUCGUGCACAACAUCCUCGGUAACGCCGAGCUCUACCUGUCCUGGCUGGACGGUGAGACGUUCGAGACGGUCACGGCGCCCCGCUACGGCUCGUUCCAGCCGUGGCCGCUGGGCGGCGUUCUCACCUGGCUCCGCCGACGCAAGAUGGCAGCACGGCUGCAGGCGCUCCAGUGGGCUGACAAAUCGCUGGAUGCCGUAUACGCGGAGGUGGACACGUGCUGCCGCGCGCUCUCGGAGCGUCUCGGUCGGGAGACGUACUUUUUCGGCAGCCAGCCGACCCCGCUGGACGCCCUGGUGUACGGCCACCUGUACACCAUCAUCACUACACCGCUGCAGGACACCCGGCUGGCCAGCAUAGUCAACGGCUACAGCAACCUGGUGCGGCUCACCAACCACGUGGACGCAGAGUACUUCAAGGGAAUCGAGAUCAUCGGCUAGGGCGAUAGAGCCGCGACGGAAGGCGUCGCUCGACCGUCGGCAGAGUAGAGAGAGAGCGAGGGAGAGACUGGAGAGAGUGUGAGAGGGUUAUGAAGCGGACUUUUGAGGUGAAUGGAGGACGUGGGUAGUGAUCGCUUGCUGAGAUAUUCUUGUAGAAAUGCAAUGGCUUUGUGAUACGUCAGUGCUGCUUGAAGUGUCGUCAGGUCACCCGUUGCGAAUUGGAGUUCGUCUUGGGUUAGGCGGUGUCUGAGACUGCCAGGGCCGCUGGCUGGCGAUGUAUAUUGUUGUGUGUCUUGUUGUUAUACCUGGGACUCGCGAUGAGUCUGUGACUUUGAAGCCAUCGUUGAGAUCGUGCAUAUUCGUUGACUACGGAAUACACGGAUCUUAACGAAAGGA